Molecule: messenger RNA, 386 nt
Organism: Cylicostephanus goldi
Lineage: Eukaryota; Metazoa; Nematoda; Chromadorea; Rhabditida; Strongylidae
Source: the annotation of a GenBank genome assembly
AUGGUUGAAGCAAUUCUGUGUUAUUUAGUCUGGGAAAUCAUGACCAAUGGUGCUACUCCCUAUGAGGGACUUCCAAAUGCUAAGGUGAAGGAGAUGAUGCUUCAAGGCCAGCACAACAAAUUUCCGGAGGACACGGAUCCGCAGGUGGUUGGACUAGUGCACAGCUGUUGGUUAAAAGAUCCAGCAUUCAGAUGUACGAUGGGGGAGGUAGCAAAAUACAUGGCAAAUUUGACAGGCAUUCCUCAACCACCGAUGAGCACCUAUGCAUCGAAGGAGUUGACGCCAAAGUCGCCUGCAAGGUCUAGGUCUUCAUCUCGGUCCAGACUAAUCAGUAAACGUACCAUACAGAGCCGCACUUGUAUUCAAAGUCGUAGAUCGAAAUAAAU